AUGCGAUUAGUGUCGAUUUUCGUUUCGCUCUGCAUAAUCGUUUUGUCAUCGACAACGCACUCCGGGAGGACGAUUUGCUUGCUCCAGGGUUCGUGUGUAUUCCGUUCGUACCGAAAUCCCGGUGGUGGUGUAGUUGGGAUUCUGCUUCUCGCUUGCAUCACUCCUGUCUCGUGGCGUUGUUUAGUACCUUACUAUUGGUUACUUCUCGCGUUAUCCGAGGCACACAAAGUGGAAGUUCCAUACACACCUCCAUGCUCGGGUCCUGGUGACGCCAGCAACUUCGACGACUAUGACGAAGAGCCCUUGAGGAUCUCGUCAACGGAGAAGUGUGCAAAGGAGUUCGCCGAUUUCUAACCCGCCGAUACGACCCUACGCACAUUUUCGGGAUGCGGUCGUCGAGCGAGAUUGUGUGAAUUUUUGUGAUUGCAUGCUUUCGUUCAAAAUAGGAGAUUGCGAGUCGUUAUACGUUUCUGGGAGUUUUAUCGAACGGGUGCAUGAAGAUGUUUGACUGGCUCUUAGCAAUCGUGAUCGGGGCCAAGAUGGAGAACUUCGCCGAUGACACAAUUUGCCCAACAACUCGAUGAGUAGAGCGCGAAGAUGCCUGUGAGUGGGAGAAGUUUCAAUUCAGCUUUUUUGUUCCUUCGAUACUGUUGAAUUUGUCAUAAGCACCGCCUAGUCGCGCUACAUUUCCUUUCUCGUUUUGGCGACGAAGAUUGAUUUGAAAUUCGGUGGAAAUGCUGGAAGUAUCUACUGUGAAGAAAGAAGAAUGAUCGAAUGAAGGGAUUCCCGGAAGCAAAGUCGGGGAUGUUUGCGUGCCACGAAACCAAGAGCCUCCAAGAUUCUUUCUGCCAUGGCACAACGGUGUCGAUCACGUUAGGGGCAUUUUUGUUUACCAAUUAAUAUUGUUAGUGGAUGGGUUUUAAUGCUUUCCAUCUUCUUCUUAACGUUGCCCCUACUUGCAGGACUCAGUUGUGGUUUCAUUUUGCCGAAAGGGUUCAUGAGAGAUGCGGUUUUGAAUUGUGUAAUCCCUUUUCUGGCACCCAGGGAAAUCGGUUUUUGUUCAUUUGGCUGUGAACUGCGUCGGGACAGUCUCGUCUCCGCAGGACUCAUGCAGUAAUAAGAUUUCCCAGUAUUAGUCAGCGAAUAACGCUGUGGGAAAACAUUUCGUUUCCGUUUCGUUAUUUGAUUUUUUUUGAAUGGAAGAAAGCUGAGUUUCUUGACCUGCGCAUCAUAUCGCAUUCCUUCUUUCUGGUCCUUCAACGACAGUCCACUCUUGGAACUGCUGACAAGAUAUUUACUGGCUGUGACGCGCAUCCAUUUUUAAAUGUCGGGGUAACCUAUUUCUGGGGAAGGGGGCGGGUUCUUGAUACCCUUGAAGGAAUGGCACACCUAGAUCAUUCGUUGAAGAAGCUGCUGACAUGGCAUUUCUGGGAAGCUAGCAGCGGCAAAAAAUAUAUCCUUUCCAAGUGUGUUCCUGGAUCAUUUCAAAAUGAAAAACCAUUGUUUUUUAUUCCCGUCGACAUGCUAUAGAAACGCUUGUUCGAAGGGCCAUCUGACCAAGAAAAAUCAGAAUUAUAUUGAAGGAAAAAAUAAUCCCAGUUUCUCGAAUUCGACCAAGAAUAUCCGCAGAGAGAUUACCCUAAAAAUGCGUUUGCGUCUUCGUGAUGAUGAGGAAGAGAAGUUUUAUUCCUGGAAUAUUUUAGUUUGAUUUGUGCGCCAUGGAUCGGCACGCCCGGUCUUCAGCAAGUUUUAUUUUAUUUUUGUACGUGAAAAUUGAUUCGGUGUUCAGUUGGCAAGGGCAGCAUUGAAUGCAAAACGCACGAUUCUUUUUUUUUUUUUUUUUUAAUUCCCGUGUGUCAGCUUUUAGGACUUCGCCCGCGGCUCCGACGUUUGAGUCUGUUUCGCUCAAUUCAUCUUAUAGCUUGUGAGGCGUUUCUUUCUGGCCUGGACUUCAGAGAUGACCGGGAGUGGUUCAGGACGGUUUCUACGUGCGUGUUGGUCGUAUAGUGUUAUCGCGUUCGGGCGUAGAAGCUCAUUGCAGCAGAAUAGUAGACUUGACGUGAGAGACUUUUUUUCUGUUCAACUCGAGUAAGGUUUGUAUUUGUUCUCGUCUGUUGUGAACGUUCUACUGUUGUUGUUUUUUUUUUUGCUUUCUUUCUUGUUUUCUGAUGAAUGAUUUGUCAUUACUUGUUCAUUGCUCGAAUCUUUCAUUCGCUGACGCUUAAAUGCUCGUCAGAAUAAUCUAACUUUAUUGUAGAAAGAUGUUUGGACAGUUUCUUGCGUGUGUGAGAGAAGGAGAGAAAGUUGUGUUUUUGAA
Molecule: messenger RNA, 2317 nt
Organism: Notodromas monacha
Lineage: Eukaryota; Metazoa; Arthropoda; Ostracoda; Podocopida; Cyprididae
Source: the annotation of a GenBank genome assembly